AUGGAGUCCAGGCCAGAAGUCUGGAUUAACACCAUCGACGCCAAGGGGCGGCUCACGAUGAAGGGCAAGGCGCACCGCCGCUCACAGAGUGCGCCGCUGGGACCCCCGUCAUCGGCGAGCUCCUCUGCCCUUGUCUCUCAGCAGCAGAGCACCGCAUCGGGGCGCCUGUCCCCACGCCGCCGCAACGACAGCGGGUUCUCGUGCCCCCAAAUUCUCCAGCCGCCGCCGCCCUUCCACCAUCACCGCCGUGCCUCCAGCCUUGCCACGGAGUGCUUGUUGUCGCCGCCGCCAUCCGCCCGGAGACCGCCAUCAUCGUCGUCGGCGGGGCUCCAAGACGAGGAGGCGUUGCCACGGCCCCCGUUGCGAUUGAGGGCGGAGCCGCGGUACAAUGCGCGCAGGACUGUCGAUUCUCGCGAAUCAGACAGCAGCAGCAGCCCCUGCAGCCACCGUGGUGGCCGUCCGUUGACUCCCCCGGGGCUCGGGAGUGGCGCGGGAGACGGGGGGGUGGGAGGAACAGGAGUUAACUUUCGGUCGCCGCCGAGGUCUCCGCAGACGAGGUUACACUCGAGGGGAAGCAGGGACGCAAAGAUGCUCCCGGAGGGGCUCAAGACGGACGAGGAGGACCACAGCGGUCGCCGGGCGGCGACGGCGGUGGCGGCGGCGCCCAAGGGCGAGGGUGUCGCACCCACGGGAGCUUCGGGCCCUGUGCCACCGGAUCAGUCCCGGGCGGUUGGGGGAGCCGCGACAGGUGAAGCUGGGGCGGGAAGGGAAGCAGUCGGCGACUACGACAACCCGGGUGGUUCGGAAGCGAAGGCGGAGGGAGGGUUGGUCACAGUCGUUGCUGGUGAGGAGGUCCCAGCUGCUCCUAAGUUCGCCGGCAGAGCCGAGGCAGCGGAGCAGGGGGCGGGUGACGGGAGGAUAGGGGGAUCGCUGCUGGACGCCUACCGGGAGCCUGAGGGGAACGAUUGGGGAGAGCUCGAAGAUUGGCAUGGGCUGCCUGGACUGCAGCUGGCUAACGCUGGGGACGAAGUGCCUACGCUGAAGGUCCCCUCGUUAAUCUUUCGUCCCGGGACUGUGGAUGAGGGAGACGUGCUCUCUCUGCACGGCCGACCGCGCUCGCGAAAGCCGGAGGCGAGCUCUCCCGCCAAGUACGGCUCGGGGGAGGAGCGGGCUCGCCUCUGCCCAAGCGCCCCCGCGGACACAUGUACCGCUGCAAGCCCGGGGCAAACCCAGGCGGAGCGGCGCGAUAUGGACGAUGAGGACGGCGAUGGCGAGCGAGGGCUUGUGGUAGAACCUAGGAUGAAUCAACACGGCGUAAUCAGGGCCACGACCGGCGGGCGCGUUGCUGACUUGGACGGCCCUGCGGGCGGGAGCGGCGGUUGGAUGAGGAGGAGCGACAGCGGCGGCAUCGGUGGGGGCGGCGGCGGUGGCCAGCCGCUACUCUUGUCCCUGGCGGACCUCACGACCGCGGGACUCCAGAAGCUCCUGCAGGCGGAGGGCGGCUCGAAGAUGUUUUUCGACCCGGACUCCCAGAGAUGGGUCGGCGAGGAGGUCGACCUGUCCGGCUUUGAGGACCCCAAUACUUCGUCUAUAGGCUCCACUUCGGCGGCUUGCGCCGCCGCCGCCGCUGCAGCAGCUGCUGCCGCGAGGGGGAGUUCUAACUCGCCCCACCGUCGCGGCGCUGAGUCGAGGUCGCCGGCCGCAGACAUCAGCUCGCCAUUGCCGCUGUACGCGCGGGGGGGCGGCGGGUCUCGGCGGCUUCCGGUCAACGCUCACCGCCGGUGGAGCAGCGGGGAAGGCCUGUACGGGCCCUCUUCGAGACGACCGUCGAUAGUGUUGGAAGAGAGAGGGGAGACGGUCGGGGGCGGCGGUAGCGGUAGCGACGGGGUGCAGCGGAGGAAGGAGUUGCACCAAAGGCGGCAUUCCGUGUCGGUGCCCUCGCGAAUACCGCCGUCGGCAAGCGGGGGUCUGAGGCUGGAAGGGAGCGGGGACGGCGGGGUGCUUCGCCCGACCAGCAGCGCCAGCGAGAACCGGAGGGCCAAGGGCAGAGUCCGUUCGCGGCCGGCGUCGAUGGUGUCGUCCGGGAUUAGCUCGGAGUCUGACACCGGGUCCGUGGUGAGACUGUCGGACGCAGCAGCGCCCGGCCAUGUACGGGACGGCGGCGGCUGGGGCAACACGGCCCGGCGAUUCGAUUCGGCGUUCGGCUUCGCGAGCGACACGUCGUCGGGCGGCGGCGGCGGCGGCGGCGGCGGCGGGGUUGAGUCAGCGACCCCUCCACUCAGGAGGAAGGACUUGGUUGUCGGGGGGGACCACCAGCGCCUGGCCCAGGUCUUCGAGGGUGCGGCGUACGCCUCCUCCGAAGGCCGCGCUUCGAUGUCGUCGUCUUCAAGGCGAAACGCAUCCCCCCCGCUUGGGAACUCCUCCCCUCCCCUCGGGGUCGGGUCUCCGGAGAUGUUGGCGUGGGCCACGCCGAGAGCCGGCGCGUCUCCCCCUCUCGGCGGCGUGGGGGGCAGCAGCCUGGCGUCCGGGUCGGAGAUCGAGGCCAGCGAAACCAGCGACUGGGACCAGGACGCGGAUUUCGAGGGCCUCCCAGAAGACCAAGCCUUCAACCUAACUCUCGAGGAGCCCACCAAAUUCGGAUACAGCCCGGGGCUCGCGGUGGCCGGCGGCGGCGGCGGCGGCAGCGAUGGCAGCAGCAGCGGAGGAGCCAGCAACAUCGCUUCGCCUAUCCCAGACGGCGACUGGCUGCCUCCGGCGGCCCCCGACUUGCUCCGGCGGCAAACGGCGCCGGCGAUGACACCCCCCUCGUCUUCCCUCGGGCACGUUGAGGCCGGGGGGGCGUUCACGAGGUGGCCGCCGAAGGCUCCGCCGGCGCACGCGAGUGACGGGGACGGGGCAGAGGAGAGCGGCGACGGAGCGAAGAAUCGGGGCCAUCAGCGGAGUGGGACGUAUACGGAUUUGCGCGCAGAUUCGCUGGGAUCUGCGGCGGAGUGGGACCGGACGCUUGAAGGCGAGCUGGACCUUUCGCUGGCACAGAGAAACCAGACCCCGGUCAUGGUCGGCCCGUCCUUGAAGAAAUUUCCGGUUGCCGCGGGGAACGUUUCAGGGACCGUUCCCAGGCCGAAAGCUAGGCGAGGUGGGAAAUCCCUCCCGGGUAGAGUGCCCAGCAAGCCCGCAGAAGCGAGCGGCUGCCGCGGCGGUGGCGGCGCCGCCGGGGCCAUCAAGAUUAAGUCGCCGCGCUCCGCCGUGGGUAUCGCGUGGGAGGCGUUCAAGGCGAACGGCGGCGGCGACUCGCUGCCGGCGACGCUCUCAGCGGCGAUGACGGCCACGAGCAUCGCGGUCGAGCAUGUGAGGAAGCGCACCCGCGAGAGGCUGCUGCUGGAGAAGGGCGCGGGCGCCGGGAAGAGACUUUCGGGGCCGGUGCAGAUCACGCUCGAAGACCUCCAGACUUCGCCUUCGCCGGAUCGGAUGUCGCUGGGAGCGGGCGGAGAGGACGCGGGGAGCGCGAAGUCGAUAUCGCCGGGAUCGACGGCAGCGGCGGGAGCCCGCUUUAACCGCCGGAAGAUGUGCUGGGAGGGUUUCGAAGAGCCUGACCUUACGGGCUUCGAUACGACCGACAGCGAGUCCGAGUCGCUGCCGCGCGCUCCCGGGUCCAGCCGAUCCCGCUCCCGAUCACGGUCGCCGCCUCUCUCCCCGCCACGCAAGGGCGGCAGCCGCGCGAGCAUGACCGUCGAGGAGAGAGUGGACAGCGAGGAACGCGGCCCAGCUUCGUCUUCGGCGUCGCUCCAAGGGCUUGAUCUAGCGGCGGCGGCGUCCGGGACGGCGGAUGAUGCCGUUGCUACUACCGGCGGCGGCGACUGCGACACUCUCCGGCCUUCUGGCGAUGGCGGUGGCGGCUUGGAGAUCGACGACGAGAAGGCUUCGCCUGGCGAAGAUGGGGGUGCUGCCGAUGUGGCCGAUGUGGUGGUAGGCUCGGAAGAGGGCGACGGCGGGCGGCGUGGGGAGGAGCGGGGGUCUGACUCGCCGGCGGCGCCGUCGGCGGCGGCGGCGGCGGCGGCGGCGGUGCAAGCAUUGGCAGGUGCCGCCGGUGAACGGCGAGGUUCGAGCGUGGCGUCCGAGGUGAUGGUGUCCCCGGUGCCGGCGGCGGCGGAGCCUGCGGGGUUGGGCCCGAUGAGAAUAGGUGGGGCUGAUGAAGAGGAGAAGGGGGACGGCAGUAGCCGCGGUAGCGGCAACGCGGGGAGAGAGGCUCCGCUGAGCCUGUCGGACAGCAGGCACAGCGGCGGCGACUUGAGCGACGACGUGAGCGACUGGGACAGGAGCCUCAGGAGCCUGACGAGCCCUCCCCCCGGCUCCCCCGACUUGCUCGUCGAAGGCGCACCCGACCCGUCUCAGGUGCCUCUCAUGCGCCGCCUCUCCACGGCGAUGCUCAUGGCUCCCAAGGCUCUCAAGGGCCCCGACGAGGGGUUGGACGCGGUGGCCGGCGAGCCUAUAGGCGGCGGUAAGGCAGGCUGCUUGAUAAGACCUUCGUUCGGCCCCGUGCUCUUUACCCCGGCGGGGUUGGCGGAGCAGGCUAUGGCGACCAUGAUCUCCUGCCCCGAAGACACUACCGCUUCUCCUCCCGCUGCCGGUGCGCCGGGCUUGUCGCCGCCAUCGGAGGCGGCGGCGGCGGAGCCGUCUUCCUCGAGACACGCUUCCCCGCGCGCGGCUGCUCAUGCGACAGAGAUGAGUGGAGGGGUGGUCUCGGCAGACGGCGGGUCCCCCGGAGGGGGGCAGGCGGAAUGCGCGGGUUUAGGGCCGGUGGCGGCGGCGGCGGCGGGGGAGACGAUGGAGUCGACAACGGGUGUGGGGUCUGCGGCGUUGGCGGCCGGUGGUGGGGCGGGGCGGGAGGAGUCGAGGAGGAAGGCGACCGGCGGUAGCACUAGGAUUCGGACUAUUUCUCGGAGGAUCUACCAGAGGUCCACCGAAGAGGGUCCCGCUCCGGAGGGAGGAGAAAACGACGCACGCACGAGCGCGUCGCACAGAACGAAGUCCACGGAGGACUACUCGGUGGACGAUUGGGGAGCGGACUUCGUGGGAGGCAUCGUGCUCACUCCGAAGACGGGCGGGCCGGGGACGAUGUGGGGGCGGGCGCAGGAUGCUCUGGAAGAGGGCGACGAGGAGACUGAUGACACGGAUGGGCUCGAUGAAACCCGCACGCUGCUGCUGAAGCGGAGGGGAGGCGACGAGGCGGUGGCGAGCGGGCGAGAGGAUGCGGGGUGGGGGUCGAGCAGCGGGGAGGAUGCGGCGGACGGAGGGGACGGGGAUGGGGGAGAGACGCCCGUUCAACGGCGGCGGGGCUCGAAGCUUCGCAGACGUCCCAAACGAACUCGCGGCUUCCAAACCAUCAGCCUAGCUGAGUACACGCCUAUGUAUGUGCCGACGGCCUGGUUGGACCCGAAGAGCCAUCGCUGGAAACCAGUGGACGGUUACGCGGUCGACAUGUCUGGCUUUGACCCCGACGGCAGCAGCGGCGGAGGUGACGAUAACGACAACGAUAGCGAUGACGACCGAGAGAACAACUUGUCGAACGCAGUGGCGGGGAACGUUUCCCGGAACAAUCCGCCGCCCGGUGCCGAGGGAGGGAGGGCAGGGGGGGAGGAAGGGAGGCAAGGGGCGCGGGUUGGCGGUGGACGGGCGGAGGGUUUGGGUGCUAGGCCAUCCCUGUCUAGGGGUGCUAGUGCGGUGAGUGUGUCCAGUAGUGCCGGAACGUGGGCCGGCACUCCAUCCUCUCAGGAACGGGGCUGCAGGAGGCCUAGCAGAGGGUUCGAAGACCGAUUGGCGGCGUUCCAGCUUGGGCCGGCGGCACGGCAGCAUCUUGCCAAGAGCGAGCAGGCCCACGAUGAGGCGAUGGCGCUGUUCUUGGGAGAGCAGGGUUACGCCCGCGCGAAGCGAGAAGGGGCGGCGCGCCUCCUCCGCAUGCCGGGUGUGGCCGCCGUAGCCGCUGACGAGGAGGAGGCCAACGCCUCCCUCAACAGAAAACCCCUCAAGCGCGGCAGCAGCGGCGGCGGCGGCGGGCCCGGCAAAGGAUCAACCUCGACGAAGAGCAGCGGGGCCAGGGGUGGGGCUAGUGGCCCCGGCAAGGGGACGCCGCGGCGAUCUGGGCAAUCGGUCGGCGGGGGAGCCGGCACCGGUUCGUCGAGAGGGUCUUCACCGCAGCAGGCGCGAGGAGGGUCCCCUGCGUCAGCGCGCAAAGCAGCAGCAGCAGCAGCAGGAACGGCGGUGCCGAGCACGCCUCCUCGAGUGAGCCCGUACGCCGCCCGGGGGAGAGCUAAGAAGUCGGCGGCGGCAUCUUCGUCUGGGGCAGGGAGCACGUCCGGCACGCCGGGGUCCUCCUCCGCCACUCCGACCCCCGGUCGACGAAGAAAGGCCGGCGCUCGAGAGUUCUCCCCGAAGAAGACGGUUUCUCAACGAACGGAGGGCGGCAGGCGUGUUUCCCCCGGUGUGAAGGGAAGGCAGGGGGCUACUGCUGGUGCUGCUGCCGAGCGGGGGGCGCGGAUUGGGAAUCGGAGACGCGCCGCCGCCGCCGCCACCACCGGCGGCGGAAGCAGCAGCAGCAGGAGCCCGGUCCUGGCUCCGAAGACAGACGACGGUUUUGACGCUGAGGCGAAGCCGGCGGCGGGUCGUACGUUGGGGCGCACCGGCAGCAAGGAUGCGGACGGCCGCAGCCGCCGUAGCCGCAGCGACUCCUCCGUUGGGAUGGCCGCUGCUGCCGCCGCCGCCCCGUCGUCCUCCAACACCGCGAGCAAUCCAGACGCCGCCGCCGCCGCCGCCGCCGCGGGAAGAUCGGGCGGGCCUCGGCGACGCGACGGCCGCAAGGCGGCGGCGGCGGUGGCGGCAAGCGCGUCGGGCAACGGCACCCCGCAGUACGGCGCCGCCGGGCGUGCCCCAAUAGGCAGCAGAGGGACGCCCGGAAGCAGCUCUCGGCAACGGGGAAGAAACGCCGACGUGACAGCGGCGCCGGCAUCAUCGCCAUCGAGCACCACCGAGCCUGCCGUACGCGCUGCCGCCGAAAGAUUGCGGAGCAGCGGUGCAGGUCGUGGCGGCAGCAGCAGCAGCGGCACCCCCGGCGGGGUUUCCCCGCCCCGGGCGUCCUCCCACGUCCUGCGUUCGCUGCCCAGGCGGAGCCUGGGGUUCGGCUCCGCGACGGCAGCCCGGCGAGCUACGAUAGCCUCCCCGCCGAUGUCGCCCCGCGCCGUCCGCCUUUGCAGGGCCGCGAGCAGCGGGAGGAUGUCGGCGUGGCGGCGGCGCGUGCCGGCAAGCGAACGGCUACGGACCGGCGGUGGCGGGCGGGUGCAGGACACGAGGAGGGCGGUUGGGGGGGUGAGCGCGGAGGCGGAGGCGGCGGCGGUGGCGACGGCGGAGCGGGAGAGGGCGGCGCGAAGGUUGGAGAGGUUCCGGUACAUGGCAGAGUUUGCUGCAAAUACGGUGAAGGAGCGGUUCUCUUUGUUCGGAGGGAGGAUGUCCGCCGAAGUCCCGUUCACCGGCGACUUGCCUCCUAGGAUAGGCCACCAGAGGCGCCGAUCCGGGGGAGAGGCGAGCACCGGGGGGACCAGCGUCGGCAGCGGCAGCAGCGCGGGGCUCGGCUCCAUGGUAGGGCUCACCGUGUGGCGAUGA
Molecule: messenger RNA, 7653 nt
Organism: Ectocarpus siliculosus
Lineage: Eukaryota; Phaeophyceae; Ectocarpales; Ectocarpaceae
Source: the annotation of a GenBank genome assembly